GCGCGCUGUUUAUCUGAUUUCAUAAAUAAACCACAGUAAGUGUCUUUCAAUGGUAAAAAAACAGCAUCCUUGACACAGGGGAUUCUAAUGAAAUCAGCAGCGUCAGGAACAGACAGUUGCUUCCUGAGGUUUAGCCACUGCCUGUAACAGGCCAGUGAACACAAAGCGAAACACAGGUGGCCUUCUUAUUUCUGAGACAGUGAUAGAAUGUUCCCCGUGUUCAAACAUGUUUGUACGCCCAGCUAUAUGAAUCCAAGUGUAAAACCACUCAAUAGGUGUGAGGUGACACCCCCAUCUUUGUGGAACAUUGAACGUAACUACUUAAUCUUGAGAAAGGGGGAGAGAGCCCCGCUAGCAUGCAGCUGGAGCUGUUAUUCUACAGAAGCUCACUUCCGCUUCACCACAAGUCGGUUUUAUUUAAAUCAGGGCUGUCCGACAAAAACAUUGCUCGUCAUUCGCGUUCUGAAUUGAAUCACGGUUCACAUAUGAGACAUUUGUUUUGCGAUAAGUAAGGCAGAGUAGACUUGGGUUUUGUAAGUCAGUGUUUCUCGGUGUCGCCCUGGCUGUCCUGGACCUCACUCUGUAGGCCAGGCUGGCCUUGAACUCAGAGAGAUCCACCCGCCUCUGUCUCCCCAGUGCUGGCACCAAAGGACGUCCAUUCAACCCUUCCAUGCUGCUGGCCCAGGCUACCUCUAAUGUUGUCUGUUCCCUCAUCUUUGGCAUCCGUUUGCCCUAUGAAGAUAAAGAGUUUCAGGCUGUGAUCCAGGCAGCAAGUGGGACCUUGUUGGGGAUCAGCUCUCCAUGGGGCCAGGCCUACGAGAUGUUCUCCUGGCUACUGCAGCCCUUGCCAGGCCCCCACACACAGCUCCAGCACCACUUGGGCACCCUGGCUGCCUUCACUAUCCAGCAGGUACAGAGACACCAGGGACGCUCCCACACCUCAGGUCCUGCUCGUGACGUCGUCGAUGCCUUCCUGCAAAAGAUGGCGCAGGAGAAAGAAGACCCAGGUACAGAAUUCACCGAGAAGAACUUGCUGAUGACAGUCACAUACCUGCUGUUUGCUGGGACUAUGACCAUCGGAGCCACCAUCCGCUAUGCCCUUCUGCUCCUACUGAAGUACCCUCAAGUCCAAAAGCGUGUUCGGGAGGAGCUGAUCCAGGAGCUGGGUCCCAGCAGGACUCCAAGUCUCAGCGAUCGAGUUCGCCUCCCUUACACGGAUGCUGUUUUACACGAGGCACAGCGGCUCCUGGCCCUGGUACCCAUGGGAAUGCCCCACACCGUCACGAAGACCACUUCCUUCAGAGGAUAUACUCUGCCCAAGGGCACUGAGGUCUUUCCUCUGAUUGGCUCCGUACUGCACGACCCUGCGGUUUUCCGGAACCCGGAAGAGUUCCAUCCAAGCCGCUUCCUGGACGACGACGGUCGGAUUAGAAAACACGAAGCCUUCCUGCCCUACUCCUUAGGUAAGCGAGUCUGCCUAGGAGAAGGCCUGGCUCGGGCGGAGCUGUGGCUCUUCUUCACUUCCAUCUUGCAAGCCUUCUCCCUGGACACCCCGUGCCCGCCGGGUGACUUGAGUCUGAAGCCAGCUGUCCGUGGACUUUUCAACAUCCCCCCGGACUUCCAGCUGCAGGUCUGGCCCACUGGCGAUCAGUCCAGAUGAAGGAAGGAAUUUGGAAGGUGGGAGCCACCUGGGACGACACAGUGUGUGAAGCAGGAGUCUCGGGAGCUACCCCAUACCACACACCAUGCACCAAGGUAGCUGUGAAGACCAGGGGGCCACAUCCCCAGGACAUAACCGCACGGCAACCGACGCGUAUGCUUUUUUGGAGAGGGCUGUCUGAAACGGGAUCUUGCUAUGGGACACACGCGGAUCUCAAAACUUGUGAUCCUCCUGCCUCAGCGCCCUGGUUGCUGUAAUUAAAGGUAUGCACCGCCAUGAAGAAGAGCUGCAUAGGUUUCCAGCCUACAUCAAUGUAAUGUAGACCAUCCGGCAUCACAAGCAUAUAGCUAGAUACCCACCAUCCACCACACAAUUGCGUAUGCACACAACCUUAAUCUAGCCUACACAGACGCGCAAACAACCCAACCGCGUUCAGGACUCUUACUCUCCCUGUCUAACGCUCUCAGCACCACGUUGCUGGGUCCCUGCCAUAGAAAACAGCAUGCCCCAGCUGGGGUCGUGUCACAGCCAGAACGAUGUUCCUGUCUACUCCCAUGGAAUGACCUCACCACCAUCCAGGCAUCUCCAUCUACGGCCACUAGCCAGAAAUCCACACAGCCAAACCUUACACGACAACAUCUUGGCUCUUCCAAACGUCUUCCCACUGAGACACACCGUGACGACAAACUAUUCCCCCGCCGCCUCCACACCCUUGCCCCUCAAACAUGCUCCUUCCAGCAAAUUUCCCCAAUAUAACUGUUUCCUGGUCUGUAACUGCGCUCACAGACCUUGUACAGACAGGGACCACAGACCCAGAGGAAAAAAUUCCCAGUCGUGUUUUACAUAAUUGCAUUAUCAGGGGCCUGCUCUCAAACACAUUCUGAUCUCAGGCUGCCUACAAGUCCUCAUGGGAGUGCUGGAAAUGUACCCCUCCCCUGGAAGGACUAACUGGUCAAACAGGGAUGGAGCAGGGGAGUGCUGUUGGAUGUUUCCAGCCCUCCUUAUCAGGACAGAAGCCAUAUCUGACCUCUUUGUGUCCCCAUUUUGCAAUAAAAGUUUGUCUCUGGCCCGGGAACGGACACCCUCGGCUUGUGUGAGUAAGGGGUGGGGAUGAGGGAGUCCGCCCCUCCCCUGAGGCUGGGAGGGAGCAGAAAAACAUGGUAACCGCCCACCUCGCUGUUGACAUCAAUGCCAGAUGUGUAGCUGAGGGGGUGGGGAGAGGGAACAGACAGGGCUGGGGCUGUCUGCUGUGAGCUUUAGGAUCACCGGAAAGUCUUCAGCCAACAACAGCUCUGGCCUCUGGGAGGGCUCCAAAUCUGAAAGCAGAUUGCUGACACACAGGCACUAAGGACUCAGGCCGCACACUCUACCCUUGUUUCCACUACCAGGCGUCUCCUGGUUUUUCCCAUCACUCCAUUUUUUUUUUAAACAGCCAUCAACUCUAUCGAUGCUGUCUGGAGGUGUAGCUCAAUGGUGGGCGCCUGCUUAACAUGUAUAGGGCCCGGAGUUCCAUCUUCGUUACUGACAGAAAUAAAAAAUAAAAUGGCCACUAGCUUC
Rattus norvegicus (Norway rat) is the source of this 3217-nucleotide messenger RNA. RefSeq names its product cytochrome P450, family 2, subfamily s, polypeptide 1 (gene Cyp2s1). Gene Ontology annotation, molecular function: heme binding; iron ion binding; oxidoreductase activity, acting on paired donors, with incorporation or reduction of molecular oxygen. Gene Ontology annotation, biological process: icosanoid metabolic process; retinoic acid metabolic process; prostaglandin metabolic process. Gene Ontology annotation, cellular component: endoplasmic reticulum membrane; endoplasmic reticulum. The record is from RefSeq and is a predicted model, not a curated record. NCBI's taxonomy places the organism in Eukaryota, Metazoa, Chordata, Mammalia, Rodentia, Muridae.